This is a messenger RNA of Racocetra persica, 177 nucleotides long. Lineage: Eukaryota; Fungi; Glomeromycota; Glomeromycetes; Diversisporales; Gigasporaceae. The record is from the annotation of a GenBank genome assembly.
CGCAAGAACACGGACUUAUCUAUUGACACAAAGCAAGUUAAACACCAACGAGUUGAAGAGACCACUCCGUCUCCUGAUUUCUGGCCUCCCUCUCCUAUUGAAUAUGGGGUUAACGAUCCCGUUAACUACUGGCCUCCUACCCCUACUACUGAAACUGAAGACCUAAAUAAUCUUCCG